Heterocephalus glaber (naked mole-rat) is the source of this 1219-nucleotide messenger RNA. It is a transcript of the gene Tmx2, whose product is annotated as thioredoxin related transmembrane protein 2. The record is from RefSeq and is a predicted model, not a curated record. Lineage: Eukaryota; Metazoa; Chordata; Mammalia; Rodentia; Bathyergidae. Gene Ontology annotation, cellular component: membrane-bounded organelle. Gene Ontology annotation, molecular function: disulfide oxidoreductase activity. Gene Ontology annotation, biological process: brain development.
GGGGCGGGGCUCGGGGGGGGGCGCGGGGACCGGAAAGAUGGCGGUCCUCGCACCUCUGAUUGCCCUGGUGUACUCGGUGCCGCGGCUUUCGCGAUGGCUGGCCCGGCCUUACUGCCUGCUGUCGGCCCUGCUGUCUGCUGCCUUCCUACUCGUGAGGAAACUGCCGCCGCUCUGCAACGGCCUCCCCACCCAGCGCGAAGAUGGCAACCCGUGCGACUUCGACUGGAGGGAAGUGGAGAUCCUGAUGUUUCUCAGUGCCAUCGUGAUGAUGAAGAACCGCAGGUCCAUCACCGUGGAGCAGCAUGUGGGCAACAUCUUCAUGUUCAGCAAGGUGGCCAACGCCAUCCUGUUCUUCCGCCUGGACCUGCGCAUGGGGCUGGUGUACCUCACGCUGUGCAUAGUGUUCCUGAUGACCUGUAAGCCCCCGCUCUACAUGGGCCCCGAGUACAUCAAGUACUUCAACGACAAGACCAUCGAUGAGGAGCUGGAGCAGGACAGGAGGGCCACGUGGCUCGUGGAGUUCUUCGCCAACUGGUCCAGCGACUGCCAGUCGUUCGCGCCCAUCUACGCCGACCUGUCCCUCAAGUACAACUGCGCGGGGCUGAGCUUCGGGAAGGUGGACGUGGGGCGCUACACGGACGUCAGCACGCGGUACAAAGUGAGCACGUCGCCCCUCACCAAGCAGCUCCCGACGCUCAUCCUGUUCCAGGGCGGCAGGGAGGUCAUGCGGCGGCCUCAGAUCGACCGGAAAGGGCGCGCCGUGUCCUGGACCUUCUCCGAGGAGAAUGUGAUCCGAGAAUUCAACCUGAAUGAGCUGCACCAGCGGGCCAAGGGGGCGACCCAGGCGGGCGACAGCAUUCCGGAGGGCAAGAAAGUCAAAUAGGGCCUGCUCUCCAGUAACCCUGUUUGCCCUGUCGCUGCGCACAUGCGACCCUGCUGGACGGUGGCCAGCCGGGACCGGGGGCGAGGUCCCUCCGGGCUCGGCUGGUGCCAGCCGGUGCCCCCUCAGCGGCCAGCCAGGGUCUCCUCGUCCCUGCCGCCCGGGCUGCUCCAGGGAAAGCAGGCUAACAAAAAGACUAGAGGCGCAGGGAGAAACCUGUCGCCACAGCGGACGACGCCCUCCCCGGAUGGGGAGCAGAAGGGUGGCGGCGCCACAAGGCGGCCGCGCGCCUCCCGGCACUCGGAGGCCCCCGCAAUAAAGAGCCCGGUUCCCUCUGGA